Messenger RNA from Postia placenta MAD-698-R-SB12, 1170 nucleotides. RefSeq lists its product as hypothetical. Gene Ontology annotation, molecular function: 3',5'-cyclic-GMP phosphodiesterase activity; 3',5'-cyclic-AMP phosphodiesterase activity. The transcript is spliced from 7 exons. Gene Ontology annotation, biological process: cGMP catabolic process; negative regulation of glucose mediated signaling pathway; cAMP catabolic process. NCBI's taxonomy places the organism in Eukaryota, Fungi, Basidiomycota, Agaricomycetes, Polyporales, Adustoporiaceae. The record is from RefSeq and is a predicted model, not a curated record. Bases 1 to 1170 code for a protein of 389 amino acids.
AUGCCUGCAUUUAACAUAAUCGCCCUAGGUUGUGGUGGCGGCCCUGACGAACAUAACUUAUCUUGUUAUUUAUUCAAGCCACACGAGCAGUCAUGGGAUGAUGGAAUAUUCGCUCUGGAUGCAGGGUCGAGCAUCGGUGCGCUCAAUAAACUGCUUGCAGAGCAGCCUGAGCUCUUCGAUAUGAAACAGAUCACUGGUUCUGUCCAUGUGUCACACUCCGCCUCGGAGGUGUAUUCGUGGAUCCGAAACUUCAUCAUCACCCACGCGCACUUGGACCACGUUAACGGCAUGGUACUAUCUGCGGGCUCCAUGGGCGGGCCUAGCAGGUCAGUCAUAGGGGCUCAUCGUUGUUUGCAGGACAUUGAGAGCAUCUUCUCUGGUCGAAUUUGGCCGAAACUUGCCUCUUGGUCUGAGGCUGAUUCGCUUCCUCUGACGUUGACUCCCCUGCCUGACAAUGAUCAAUAUACGUCGAUAGCUUCUAGCGUCUCCAUCCGCAUGAUGCCUAUCAGCCACGGGCAGCACGAGGGACUAGGAACCUACUGGUCCUCUGCGUUCUUCAUUCGGCAUGACCCCUCGGCGCGCGAGUUCCUCUUCUUCGGCGAUGUCGAGCCAGACAGCAUAGCCGCCGAACCGCGAAACCGGAACGUCUGGCGCAGCGCAGCAGAGAAGAUUCCAGAGCAGCUGAACACCAUCUUCAUAGAGUGCUCGUGGCCAUCGGGCCGUGCAGACGACAGGCUCUACGGGCAUCUCAGUCCCGAACACCUGUGCGCUGAGCUUACAGUGCUUGCAUGCGAGGUGUCUGGGUACAGAAAGCGAGCUCUGGUGUCCCUCGAGCAUGACUACGAGCGGGAGGAGUCCCAUCGUGCCCGCAAGAGACAACGGAAAAGACUUGUGUCGGGGCCGCCGUCCUUGCACGGAGCACUGAACGGAGUUCGUGUGUAUGUGACACACUGCAAGGAGGACAAUCAAGGCGACCACCAACAACCCAUUCACAAGGUGAUUGCCGAUCAGGUGCAGAGAUUGGUGGAUGCGCAGCAACUUGAUGUGGAGAUUAUUGCAGUGGAACAAGGCAUGCAUAUCCUCACUGUAGCAAUAUUGCCCUUGCCUUUCACGCAAGGUGCUCGAGACGUGUACAUUAUCAUCGGUCGUAGCGAUCGUACUGGUAUAUAG